UCCUAGUUCUGAUGUCACAGGCACAGCAAGGACAUCAGAAGGAGGAGUCAGAUUACAGUAAGAAUGGGCAGUGCAGCAUGCAGCCAGAGUAAAUGCUAAAUCAGACAGGGAUUGUAUCAGGGAUAAGACUGCCUGCAAAGCGCUCAUCCUGAGGAGGCACACUGCUCGCUCACGCUUCUUAUGCUGGGAAAUUUCCACAUAAUGUAGAAUGAAAGAGCUCUGUUUUACAUGUCAGCCCUGUGCGGGAGCUAAUGCUGAAUACACAGCGGUGGGAUCCUGACUGCGUGAUUAAUGAGAAACAUAAUGUAUUUUGGUGGUACAUGCCAGAGCCCUGCUCUUCCAGCCUUAGUGCGUCCUCCUGCUCCACCCUUACAGCCGUCACUGGAUAUUAAACCAUUUCUUCCGUUUCCUCUGGAUACUGCAGCAGCAGUCAAUCUCUUCCCCAACUUCAAUGCAAUGGACCCAAUUCAAAAAGCUGUAAUAAAUCAUACAUUUGGGGUUCCUCUUCCUCAUCGAAGAAAGCAAAUCAUAUCAUGCAACAUUUGCCAGCUGAGAUUUAAUUCUGAUAGCCAGGCUGCGGCCCACUACAAAGGCACUAAACAUGCCAAGAAGCUCAAAGCACUGGAAGCCAUGAAAAAUAAACAGAAAUCUGUUACUACCAAGGACAGCGCAAAGACUACCUUCACUUCCAUCACUACCAAUACCAUCAAUACCAGCUCUGACAAAACAGGCAUUGGAGAAAAACUAUUGCUUGAUAAAGACAUUACCACAGGGACACCAGCAAUAUCAACGACAACAACCGUGGAAAUCCGGAAGAGCAGUGUUAUGACAACUGAGAUCACCUCUAAAGUGGAGAAAAUCCCCACGACAGCCACUAGCAGCACCACAUGUCCUUCCGUUGAGACUGAGGAAGAAAAAGCAAAAAGACUACUGUACUGUUCACUAUGCAAAGUCGCUGUCAACUCUGCCUCACAGCUGGAGGCACACAACAGUGGGACUAAGCACAAAACUAUGCUGGAAGCUCGGAAUGGAAGUGGAACCAUAAAAGCCUUUCCCCGGGCAGGCGUAAAAGGCAAAGGACCUGUGAAUAAAGGAAACACAGGCCUUCAGAACAAAACAUUUCACUGUGAAAUAUGUGAUGUGCACGUAAACUCUGAGACACAACUGAAACAGCACAUAAGCAGUAGAAGGCACAAAGACAGAGCUGCUGGGAAGCCGCCUAAACCUAAAUACAGCCCGUACAACAAACUCCAGAAGGGAACGCAUCCUCUAGGGGUAAAAUUAGUAUUUUCAAAGGAACCUUCAAAGCCGAUAGCUCCACGUAUCUUACCAAAUCCGCUAGCAGCUGCUGCAGCAGCUGCUGCUGUGGCUGUGAAUUCCCCCUUCAGUCUUCGAACAGCCCCAGCAGCUACCCUUUUCCAGACUUCAGCACUUCCUCCAGCACUCCUACGACCAGCUCCAGGGCCUAUACGGACCACCCAUACUCCCGUGCUGUUUGCUCCUUACUGAACUCCAAACAGGAAUUAACUGCAAUAAUUUUUCAAAUCAAAACAAACAAAAAAGAAAAUCAAGAACAUUGAACUAUGCAGUGUUUAUUUAUAGUUUAAAGUAUAUAUGAAGAGCCAGGACUUUUGAUAGAGAACUGAACAAAUUCUAAAAGGGGGAAUGGGCAGUAUUUUCUCCAGAUGAGAGCAUUCCUCUUUUGAGCAUUGAUCGUUUUAGAAAUGAUCUCCAGCAUUGACUUGUAGUGACAUGUAAAACUUAUGAAGCCUUUUGACUGUGCUUUUUGGCACAUAUUUCCCUGCAAUGUCUUUCCUGCUUUAUGAAACAACUUACAAAUUUGUCUAAAGGGCAUUAACUGGUUCCAAUGUACAUAAAAUACUUUAUUCUGUAGAUUAAAGAAGAAGGGAAAAAAAAAAAAAAAAAAAAGAAAGAAACACUGUGAAUAGUAGUACCCUUACCAAUCCUCCUGCCAAAUCAGCAGUUACUGGGUAUUUAUCUGAAAAAAAAAAAAAAAAAAAAAAAGUAGAUACAAUAGUUGUCUUGUAAAACAGUAGUAUUGUGUCUCUAUCUAUGCCACUAGGUUUCUAACUGAGUUGCAAAAGAUAAAAUGAACAAAUUAUGUCACUUGGUAAGUAGUCAAAAAUGAUGACAAUAAUAUGGAGCUGUUCCUGGUGAGCAAAAUUGUUUUCCUCACCCAUGGACGAAUGGGCAUGAAGGUUAUCUAUGGUUAAGACAAGGUAAAAGAUAAAGAUUUAGUGAAAAAUAAAUAAAUAAAUCCAAAUGCUGUACACAGAAUAGGUAAAAUUUUAUUUAACUGCGAGUGAAUGUGUACAGUGUGCAUAAAUUCAAAAUGUGUAAGACAGGAUUGAUCAAUAUUUAAGGAAUGCCAAUUGACAGCAAAAAAAUGCACUCUGGUUAUGAAACAGGCCUGACACUUUAGUGUUGAGCAGAGGGAAGACACAAAUGGGUUAUGCAUCGUCAUAACUAGCAAAUGAAAACCAAGAGAAAAAUUCUGGCCUCAUUUAAGUCAGUAUAAAGUUCCUCCUGACUGCAGUGUAGCCAGAAUUUCAUCCCCAAAAUGGCACAUAUUCUUUUUAUAUCAUACCAGUGGGAGUGUCUGUAGGUACAGGUAACAUUUUUUGCAAUAGGCUUAGUUUUAGAAACUGAUUUAUUCUCUUGUUUUAUUUCCUACUGAUGUGAUAUAAAAUGUUUUAAUAUACCUAUAAAGUGUAAACAGCAACACAAGAUACAUAUUAUGAGAUAACUGCACAUUGUGGGUUUGGAACAAAUACAACCUUUUGGAUCUGAAGGGACCCUUGAAUUCUGUAGCUGACCUUUAUGUAUGGGCAGCUUAAAGCCUUAUAUAUUUACUGUGAGGCUUAAAGGGGUUGACUGUGUUCCUUUAAAAUAAGAUUUAUCAGGGGUAUAUAUAGAUAUAUUGUAUAUAUGUUAGAAUAAGAAAAAUAACUUAUAAACAGAAAAUCUACUAUAUAAAAUAAUUAUAUAACCAUUGAGUUUCACUUGUGGGUCAUUACGUGGUAAGUAACAAACAGCAGAGAAAAUAAUAGAUGUCUCAAAUCCAAUUCUUGCUGCCUGCUUUUUCCCAUAGGGAGCUGAAAAGUAUCUAUUAAUAUUAUGGAGUGUGCUGCUGAGUCACAUGCGACCACUCUGAUGUGUAGCUAAGUGAAAUGCCUACCAUAUAUUUAGGAGGAAUAAAAAUUAAAAACAUAAUUUAAGUUUUGAUGAGGAAAUGAUUUAAAAUAUUUUAUUAAAAGGGGGUAAUGCAAAAUAUUGACCAUGUGGUUGCUAUAUAAUACUGCCUGUGGUUAAUAUGAACAGGUGGGAGAUAUAGAGGAUGGGAAUACACAGCACUUUUGACUUGCAGUUCAUCAGUGAGCCUUCCAUAUACAUUGGUAUCUGCCAUUUUUUAAACCUCUCUGCAUAUAGAUUUUAUAAAUAUAUAUAUAUAUAAAGAGAGAAAGAAGAGGUUCCAUGGAUGUCUGUGUCCAAAGAAUUCCAAAGAGAUGCAUUUAUUUAUCUAGAAGUAUUAAAAUAAGUUCUAUAUUAUGUAUAUGUAUUUCAUCCAGUUUAUUUGCAAACGUUUGUGCCUUGAAAUGAAACGGGCUUUUGGUUAUGUUUAAUUCACUCCAAUGUAGCCAUGAAUUAGAAGUGAUAACAAUUUCAGGGCUGGUUACUAGGUUUCUUAGUUUCCAAAGGUUUCUAGGUUACUUAGUUUCCAAAAAGAGAAGAGUACAUGUAAAUUCUUGAAGUUUAGACACCUGAAUAACUAGGGGCUGACAUUUAAAAGGGCUCCCUACUCUACAGCUCCCAGUAAAGAGGCAGUAAUCAUGUCAGCUUUCAAAACCUGUGUCUACCACUCAGAAGUUAGAAAAUGUUUCCAAUUAUUUGGGUACAUAAAUAUAGUGUAGUAAGGUUAAACUUGUCUUUGCAAAAUCUUGGCCUUGGUCUUUUAAGUCUAUUUGCAGCAUUCCUUCUUUUUCAGAAGUUGUAGUGCCAUUGCCAGCUGCAUGCAGAUUCCUUCUCAAAUAGGCCACUGGUUUUCAAGCUGUGCUCCAUGAACUACCAUUUAUCUCCAGAGCCUUUUAUAAUAGGUGUGUAAUUAACAUUUGCUAAACAAACAGAGGCAUUCUGGGGAGGGAGGAGGCCUGGGCAGACAGUAUUUUCCCCAUGAAAUAAUAAUGCAGACUGGAGGAGACCCACUAAUAUCCUGUAGGCUCUUAUACAUGGCCUUCUGAUGCGUACAUGCUGUACAUCCUGCCAUGUUGUCAUAAUGCCAUCAAAAUCAAAAGGCAGAUUCUUGAGAGAAUAUGGCCUGUGGCAUGAAUGGAGGCACAGUACUAAGCACAGAGUUAAUACAAGUUUUGCCAGAAAUAAAAAGAGUGUCAUUCCAAUGACUUACAUCAGCUAAUUCACAAUGACACCUUCAGUUUUCUUGGACCUCUUUCGUCACAGUGCUCUAUGGAACAAGUUUUUGUUCACACAAGUCUCUUUUAAAUUUCAGCUGUAAACAAACUCAAUUCUUUUUAUGUCUCUUACUCACUACCUAAUAAAGGAUAAAGCCUAAA
Oxyura jamaicensis (ruddy duck) is the source of this 4589-nucleotide messenger RNA. RefSeq names its product zinc finger protein 385D (gene ZNF385D). The transcript is spliced from 9 exons. The coding region runs from base 292 to 1509 and encodes 405 amino acids. The record is from RefSeq and is a predicted model, not a curated record. Gene Ontology annotation, cellular component: nucleus. Lineage: Eukaryota; Metazoa; Chordata; Aves; Anseriformes; Anatidae. Gene Ontology annotation, molecular function: zinc ion binding; nucleic acid binding.